ACCAGUGAAGCCACCAGGACCAGUGCCUUCCUUUGACAAUUGUGUUGGUUUGCAAAUGUGGCAACUCCCUGGGUGAAAUCUGAAACUGGCCCCCAUAAGUGGAAGGCAAGGAGAGAACAAAGAAAGACGCAGACCUCUCCAGAUUGGCAGAACCAUGCAGGCCCGCGGCAGCAGAGAGCAGGAGGCCAGGGAUUAUUUGGAAAAACAUCGGAUUAUGGAGUUGCUGAACUAUCUCACCAGCACCCUGCUCUUUUUCUGGCCAGCCUUAAAAACCCUGGGUCUGUUGACUGCAGAUGAAGUUUUAAAAGAUGAUGGACAUGCAGUAACUCUGGAUAAAUUCAGACGUGAAGUGAACAAGAGGAUGGAGGAAAUAUGGGCAGCGUUUUAAUAAUGCCAUCAGUCCAAGAUAAU
Molecule: messenger RNA, 411 nt
Organism: Prionailurus viverrinus (fishing cat)
Lineage: Eukaryota; Metazoa; Chordata; Mammalia; Carnivora; Felidae
Product: EF-hand calcium-binding domain-containing protein 10-like
Exons: 3
Coding region: 155-388 (77 amino acids)
Source: RefSeq, a predicted model, not a curated record